Endocarpon pusillum Z07020 is the source of this 2457-nucleotide messenger RNA. RefSeq lists its product as uncharacterized. NCBI's taxonomy places the organism in Eukaryota, Fungi, Ascomycota, Eurotiomycetes, Verrucariales, Verrucariaceae. The record is from RefSeq and is a predicted model, not a curated record. The transcript has 2 exons. The coding region runs from base 1 to 2457 and encodes 818 amino acids.
AUGCUUCAGAAGAUGAGGAGCAGCAGGGACGUCAGACGAAAAGUCUCACCGCCUCAACCUGUGUUCAUGAGUGAUGAUCAGAAAUCUGACUAUCUUUCAACCCUUCGAAACAAUCGUCCAGCACGUCCCGUUGGAUCCCGUCCUCUUCCAUCUAAGGCUGGCACAACUCCUCGGCUCAGCAGAGAUGACCCCCCUCUUCCCGCAGAAUCUGCUCUUGCUUUCCAACCACAUGACGUUGCAUCCGCGGCUGCUCUCCCUGUUAUAGAUACGCCUCCACGAUGCACAAGCGCUCUGUCCUCCUACCCAGCAGGUGGCUCACCAGCUUUUGCUGAAACGUCGGUUCGAUCAAGGACGACAGUGGGCAGACCUCUUGCAGCAGAUCCGGAACAGAAGUCAUAUUCAAUACGUGGAAGAAAGCUCUCGCCCAGCGCAGUUAUACAACCUCCUAUAAGGUCUUCAAGUGGGAACUAUCGUGAAUCAGGAUCAAGAUGGAUGGAGCGGCAGGAGGCGAUCUCGCUUCGUGAAGCUCUAGAAGAAAUGGACCUCCAGAGCGAAGAAAAGAAAAUACAUGCUGCAGCCCAAGAUGAAGCAGCAGAACUGGUCUGGCGGCAUCGCAACCCCAACGCAGCAGAAUCAGAGGCCAAUGCUGCUUAUGCGAAUCCUGACAUUCGUCGCAAUGGAAGACACAGAUUUACAGCGCACCUGCAAAAAGGCGCCUACUCUCGAAGUCAAUCCGUUACUCAUGUCGACAGAAGAGCAGCUCUCCCAACAUCAGGAUCCUUGGGGUCAACGUCAAGUAGCUCAAGGUAUUCCCUUGGGGACAAUAACAACGCGAGCAUGCCAUGCACAAAGCCAAGUGAGAAUAAGUUGAUGGUACAAGAUGAAAGUGGUAUGAUCAGGCCACCGGUCAAGCCCAAUGGGCGAAAGAGUAGCGGCCAAAGGAAUAUCAGCAAUGGGUCGAGCAAGGAUGGCUUUCCGUACCCAGGUGAUCAGAUAUACGAGGACACAGAGGGCGUCUCAACGCAAAACGAGAAGGCUGCCACAAUUGUAUUCGCUGCUCCGGGCCCACUCAGAUCAACGAACCGGAACGCUCCACUGCACGGUUCACGGCCGCUUCCAGGAUGCCCAGUUGUGAUCGAUGCAGAAAAGAGCAAAUCUGUGGAUCGCUUCGAAAUCCACAAAAAUCCACCCUCGCAAUCGCGUAGCGCUGGUUAUAUUAAGAACACCAUACCUCCUUCUGUCGAUGUCAUCCCGGAAGCCCAAACACCGCCAAGCAAAAAUGGCAUUGAAAUUCGAGGCGAAGACAUCCGUGCUGCCACCAGCAUGAAACUCAAGGAUCGAAGCCCGAAACUGCCACUUCCUACAGCAGUCAGUGACCGCCCUGGACGACCCAUUGUGAGCUUUGAUCCAGGCUGGAAACCCGAAAGUGCAGCAAAAGAGGACACUGUAGAAGCCGAGCGACCUGGCCCCCGACCCACCGCUACAAUACAAGCGAUGACUGUAUCAGCACCUGCUGUCCCCACAAUCAAUGUUUCUGGCAUGGAGGAACCCUCAUGCCCGACUAUCGUUUUACCAGAUGAUGACCCUAUUCCUGCUAUCACUGUAGGCACAAAUGGACUGUCUUCAAGCACUGUGGCAGCUCCAUCUUCUACUAGUCGGCCCUUGCCUCAGCCUUCGAAAACUACGCCCGGGAAAAUAUCCACAGCAAAGGAGUCAUCUCGAUUGCCUUGGCUAAACCCUUCCUCCCGUGCCGGCGUCCCUACCGCUACAUGUGCAAAUUGCGCUCUCCCAAUCUCUGGUCGCAUCGUGACUGCUUCAGGCGCAGGGACCUCCGCUACCUCGCUCAAGGCACGCUUCCAUCCAGAAUGCUUCACCUGUUACCAUUGCUCCACAGCGCUUGAGUGUGUUGCCUUCUACCCAGAGCCCGAGGACAAACGAGUGAAACGCCUCGAAGCUGACGGCAUCACGGACAAGGAUGUUGAAAGUGAAUUGAGAUUCUACUGCCACCUCGAUUUCCACGAGUUCUACAGCCCUCGCUGCAAAAGCUGUAAGACGCCUAUCGAAGGAGAGGUGAUCGUCGCAGCUGGCGCUGAAUGGCAUGUUGGGCAUUUCUUCUGUUCUGAAUGUGGUGAUCCUUUUGAUUCCAACACCCCAUUCGUGGAGAAAGAUAACUAUGCUUACUGUGUCUCUUGUCAUACCCGGCGUACUUCAGCACGAUGUAGAGCUUGCAAAAGGCAGAUCUUGGACGAAAUGACGAUUCAAGCUCUGGGUGGGCAGUGGCAUGCUGACUGCUUCAACUGCUAUGAAUGUGGUGGAGGCUUUGGUGAUGAUGGCAGAUUCUUUGUCCGAGACGUGACUGUUGAAGGGACGGAGAAGGAGAAGCGGAGAGGAAUAACUACGAAGACAGAAGAGAGAGCCGUUUGUGAAGCCUGCGAGGGGCGCAGACUGAAGGCGUGA